Molecule: messenger RNA, 1236 nt
Organism: Colletotrichum gloeosporioides
Lineage: Eukaryota; Fungi; Ascomycota; Sordariomycetes; Glomerellales; Glomerellaceae
Exons: 4
Coding region: 1-1236 (411 amino acids)
Source: RefSeq, a predicted model, not a curated record
AUGGCCAUUCUGGCUCGUCUCUGCCGCGAGGCCGACAUCGAUGUGCGCACGUGGUACGACGAGGGCGGACUCCUCCGCGAGGCCGCCGUGCUCUGCCAUGGUCAGUCAAUUCGGUGGACAAAAGCAGUCCCGAAACGCGCCGUACAACUUCUCCGUGAGCGGGGUGGGGCGAUCUCUUCCGCUUCUCAAGAUCAAAACCGCGAGUCUACGGCCGACGACGUCGCUCAGCAUACAGCAGGAAACCACAGAAGCGACGACAAGAGUCUGGGAAGCACGAGCAUGAAGCUACCGACAUCUCCGUUGCGCCAAGUCUACUCUUCUCCUUUGUACGGGCCGAACCAGGUUUCUGUGAUCCAUCAUGAGUACAUCCGCGCAUCCACCGUCAGCUCCAUGCGAGAUCGCGACUACGACGACAAAUUUAGUAACUUUGACACCGACGACGAUGAGCCCCCCUUCACCAACAUUGGAAACUACGGGGACAGCGCAGAAUCCGUCCUGGAAGUCGCUGAUGCUGUCCAAGACGACGAUGCCGAGUCAGCGGCAGAAGCCAACCACGUCAUCGACUCCCCCGUCGGAAAUCCAUCAGAGGAAGCUAGCAUCGCGACACUAAAAAAUCUGCCCAUCGCAUUCAAGGCUCUCCCAAAAGCAGUCAAUCAACUGAAUAAUAGGGAUCGGUUGACUGACGACAGCGUACUCUUGCAGCACUGGAUUCUCCUCGACAUUUGCUCCGCCGACCGUUACGUCCGCAGAUACGGCUCCAUCUCGUCGUUGGGUGCCUCGCCGGAGGUCAAAGAGGCGGUUGUUGCCUGGCUAGAUGCCCUCAACAGGACGACGAUACCAGCUCUGGCGCCUUUUCUCUCCUUGGGAUGCAACACCUACUUGCGGGUAACCUCACCCUGGCGGAUCUCGAUAGAAAAGCCGCCAAUCCACUCCAAAGUCCCUCACUGGCUUGUACAAAUCAGCACCGGUUUCCCGCAACCGCAGACACAAUCGCCCGCCAUAGUGCCUCGCCCUCCCCAACCGAAGGCACGGUCGGCGGGAGCUGCAGAGGCUCUCGGCACCCUGACCAAGGCACUGAGCAAUGAACGCACGUCGCAGGCGGAGGCUCAGUCAAGCUACGAACAGAUGGCGAAGUGGGCGGAAAGUGUCCUGCAGACCUCCUCUCAGAUGACCCAGCGAGUUGCCGAGCCCGGCGACACCACUUCAUGCCGAGACGCGUUCCAAAAGACCAAAUAA